GCUCUUUUCAGGCCAGAAAGCUAGUGAAGGCAAUCAUUUUAUAGGCUAGAAAGGCUUUAUCAGCAGUGGUAGGAAAAGGCAAAAAUGCAAGUCUGGAGUUCCAUAAUCUCCCUCUUUCAGAUGGUUUCUCGUCGGAAAAUAAUAACUGCUAAUGGCUACAGAGAAUCACACCUGCAUCGCUGCCUUAAUCUCCUGGAUUUAGUAGCCUUUGGUGUGGGCAGUACUCUAGGUGCAGGGGUGUAUGUCUUAGCAGGGGAAGUAGCCAAGAAUACGUCGGGACCCAGCAUUAUCAUUUCCUUUUUGAUUGCUGCUAUGGUAUCCAUUUUGGCAGGAUUUUGUUACGCUGAAUUUGGAGCCCGGGUGCCUCUAACAGGAUCAGCAUAUCUGUACAGCUACAUCACAGUUGGAGAGCUAUGUGCAUUCGUCACGGGGUGGAACCUGCUCUUGUCCUAUGUAAUUGGAGCCUCCAGUAUAGCCAGAGCAUGGAGUGCUACUUUUGAUGAAAUUUUGGGUAAAAACCUGGGGAAUGUUUUCAACAUACAUCUGGCCACGAGCAUCCCAGGCCUGGCUGAAUAUCCAGAUAUCUUUGCUGUUUGCCUCAUUUUCUUGGUUACAGGCCUCCUCUCCAUAGGCAUAAAAGAAUCUACCACAGUGAAUAAAGUCUUUACAACUAUUAAUGUGGUCAUCCUUGUCUUCAUAACAAUUAGUGGGUUAUUUAGAGGAGACCUGAAAAAUUGGACAUUAAGUGAAGAUGAUCUGCGAAGGCUUAUUGACAGUAACCUUAGUAACCAAUCUGUGGUUGGCAAUGACACCUGGAAAUAUGGAACUGGAGGGUUCAUGCCAUAUGGCUUUUCAGGCACUCUGGCUGGAGCAGCCACAUGUUUCUAUGCUUUUGUUGGAUUUGAUUGCAUUGCAACUACAGGUGAAGAAGUGAAGGAUCCUCAUAAAUCUAUCCCCCUGGGAAUCGUUUUCUCACUUCUCAUCUGUUUCAUGAUAUAUUUUGGUGUUUCUGCUGCCUUGACCCUCAUGAUGCCCUAUCACCUUUUGGAUCCACUAAGCCCAUUGCCAGUGGCUUUUGAAUAUAUUGGAUGGAGACCAGCCAAGUAUGCUGUUGCUGUGGGGUCACUCUGUGCACUUACAACCAGCUUGUUGGGUGCUAUGUUCCCAAUGCCACGGAUUUUAUUUGCAAUGGCCAGGGAUGGACUUCUCUUUCAUGUUUUGGCCAGAGUGAAUAGCCAACAAAAUCCAGUUAUUUCAACGUUGGUAUCUGGAGCAGUUUCAGCACUGCUGGCUGUCCUUUUUGAUCUGAAGAUCUUGGUUAAUGUUAUGUCUAUUGGAACACUGCUGGCCUACACUUUAGUUGCUGUCUCCAUCCUACUUCUCAGGUACCAACCUGAUCCUGGUUCUCCAGACCCAAUAGAAAAGACAACUGUAAGCAGAAUGGCUUGGAUAGACCUCCUAAUACACCCUGAUAUAAUUCCGUCCCAUCACUCUUCCAGACUGGUGGCAUACACAGUGUUUAUUCUUGCUUUCUUCAUCUGUAUUGUGUGUGUGCUGACCGCCACAAAAUGGCCAUGCUUGACAUCUGGAACUCUGUGGUGUAUUGUCUGCCUUUUUUCCAAUUUGCUGGGGAUUCUACUAGCAUCUCUGGUCAUCUGGAGACAGCCUCAAAGUCAGGAAAAAGUAGAUUUCAUGGUACCAUGCCUGCCAUUCCUACCUAUCAUCAGUAUCUUAGUCAAUAGUUUCCUGAUGGCCCAACUGAGUUAUGAAACCUGGGUUCUGUUCUCAGUAUGGUUGCUUAUUGGUUUUCUCAUUUACUUUGGUUAUGGAAUUUGUCACAGCACAGAGAGGAAGAAGAACAAAGAUUUGUCUUUAGAGAAAACGACUCAUUUAAUAAACAGCCCAGAUUCAAAUGUCACUUUUAAAAAAUGACUUUAAGGAAACCAUGGCAUGGAAUGGUUUAUUUCGUUUACUUCUAUUUCUCAAUAGGUAACAGAAAUGAAAACCAGUUUGAUACAGAGGUUAAAGCAUUAGGCUGGAAACCUGAAGUCCCUGAAUUUUAGUCCCACCUUAGGCACAAAUCUCAAGUCUUUGUGACUUUAAGAAAAUCCCUCUCUCUCUCAACUCUAGGAAGCAGGCAAGGGCAAACCACUUCCAAAACAAAAACAAAAAACUUUGCCACAGAUCACAGUUCCUAGAAGGCUCCACACACAUUUGCACCACUCAGGUGACCUUGAUGACACAGAUAAGCCUCCAAGUAGCAUUAACGAUUCACUAAAAGAAUGCAAAUCAACAGCAGUCUGCAAGGAGUAUAAAUCUUU
Messenger RNA from Crotalus tigris (Tiger rattlesnake), 2321 nucleotides. RefSeq names its product cationic amino acid transporter 2-like. The record is from RefSeq and is a predicted model, not a curated record. NCBI's taxonomy places the organism in Eukaryota, Metazoa, Chordata, Lepidosauria, Squamata, Viperidae. Gene Ontology annotation, cellular component: plasma membrane. Gene Ontology annotation, biological process: amino acid transport; transmembrane transport. Gene Ontology annotation, molecular function: amino acid transmembrane transporter activity. The transcript has 12 exons. Bases 85 to 1932 code for a protein of 615 amino acids.